Messenger RNA from Leucoraja erinaceus (little skate), 3121 nucleotides. RefSeq names its product transketolase-like. The coding region runs from base 67 to 1962 and encodes 631 amino acids. Gene Ontology annotation, cellular component: extracellular exosome; endoplasmic reticulum membrane. Gene Ontology annotation, biological process: ribose phosphate biosynthetic process; pentose-phosphate shunt, non-oxidative branch. The record is from RefSeq and is a predicted model, not a curated record. Gene Ontology annotation, molecular function: thiamine pyrophosphate binding; transketolase activity. Lineage: Eukaryota; Metazoa; Chordata; Chondrichthyes; Rajiformes; Rajidae. The transcript has 14 exons.
GGCGGGACGGGGCGGGAGCGCGCACAGACCGGUUGCCCGCGGAGCGAGUGGACGGACGGACGGUAAAUGGCGGACAUGGCGUGUUACCACAGACCCGACGCUUGCACGCUGCAGGCCCUGAAGGACAUGGCGAACACGCUGCGGAUACACUCCAUCACCGCCACCACCGAGGCCGGUUCCGGACAUCCUACAUCAUGCUGCAGUGCCGCAGAGAUCAUGUCUGUCCUGUUCUUCCACAACAUGAAAUUAAAAGUACAAGAACCCCGGAAUCCCAACAAUGAUCGCUUUGUACUCUCAAAGGGCCACGCAGCUCCGAUACUGUAUGCGGUCUGGGCAGAGCUUGGGUUCCUGUGUGUGGGUCAGUUAACGACAUUAAGGAAAAUGGAUUCCCUUCUUGAAGGGCACCCUGUUCCAAAACUGGAGUUUGUUGAUGUUGCUACUGGAUCUUUAGGACAAGGUCUUGGGGCUGCGGCGGGAAUGGCUUACACUGGGAAGCAUUUUGAUAAAGCCAGUUACCGUGUAUACUGUUUACUGGGAGAUGGAGAAUCAUCGGAAGGCUCGGUCUGGGAGGCUAUGGCGUUUGCUUCUCACUACAAGCUUGACAACUUGAUGGCGAUUUUAGACGUGAACCGCUUGGGUCAAAGUGACCCUGCUCCUCUGCAACAUAAAAUUGAAGUCUAUCGCAAACGUUGUGAAGCUUUUGGCUGGCAUACUGAAGUUGUGGAUGGACACAGUGUUGAAGAACUCUGCAAAGCUUUUUGGCAAGCCGGCAUGAUCAACGGCAAACCAACCAUGAUUAUUGCUAAGACCUUUAAAGGAAAAGGCAUCGAAGGUAUUGAGGAUAAAGAAAAUUGGCAUGGUAAAGCCAUUCCAAAGGAUGAAGUGGAAGCAGUUAUUAAUUCAAUCCAAGCUUUAAUCACGAAUGAGAAGAAGCUUGCCCCAGGCCAGCCAACGGAGGAUGCCCCACCUGUCUGCCUCCAAAAUAUUAAACUAUCUGCACCACCUGCAUACAAACACCUGGAGAAGGUGGCCACCAGGAAGGCAUAUGGGACUGCACUGGCAAAGCUGGGUCAUGACAAUAAAAAUGUCAUCGCUCUGGAUUGUGACGUCAAGAACUCCACUUUCUCCGAUGUGUUCAAGAAAGCACAUCCCAAGCGUUUUAUUGAAUGUUUCAUUGCAGAACAGAACAUGGUGAGUGUUGCCGUCGGCUGUUGUACACGGGACCGGACUGUUGCGUUUGCCAGCACUUUCUCAACUUUUUUCUGCCGAGCAUUUGAUCAGCUUCGUAUGGCAGCCAUUUCUGAGAGUAAUAUUAAUCUUGUUGGAUCCCACUGUGGUAUCUCAAUUGGUGAGGAUGGGCCUUCACAGAUGGGCCUGGAGGAUCUGGCUCUGUUCCGCGCCAUUCCCACCUCAACAAUCUUCUAUCCAAGCGACGCUGUCUCCACUGAACGUGCAGUGGAACUAGCUGCUAACACCAAGGGUAUCUGCUUCAUUCGAACCAGUCGACCAGAGACGACAAUAAUUUACAAAAACACUGAAGUUUUUGAGGUUGGAAAAGCUAAGGUUCUGCGGAAGACCAAUAAGGAUGUACUGACAGUUAUUGCUGCGGGCGUGACAAUGCGCGAGGCAUUGGCUGCAGCUGCGGAACUGGCCGAAGAGGGUAUAUACAUUCGAGUGAUUGAUCCAUUUACUAUCAAGCCCAUUGAUGAUCAAACAAUCAUUUCUUGUACUAAAUGCACCAAACUGAAGAGGGUUAUCACUGUGGAAGACCACUAUUACGAAGGUGGUCUUGGUGAAGCAGUGACAGCUGCACUUGCUCUGGAUCCUGUGAUAAAGGUGCACCGCAUGGCAGUGUCUGGCGUGGCAUUCAGCGCUACGUCAGCCGAGCUCAUGGAGAAGUUUGAGAUUGAUGCAAAAGCAAUAGUGAAAACUGUGAAAGAGCUCAGUGAAGACCUGUACUAGUCCCCAGGUCGUGGGCUAGCGGUUGAUCGCUUUCUGUCAUUUGUUUGUAAUAGCAAGCUGCUUCAUGUGUUUCGUGGAUUUGCGUAAUUAGUAAACUUGAAAAUGAACUAAGGAAGUUAACUUGGGAAAUAUUGAAGUAAUCUCUUUAGUGACUAGUGUUGGCUGUGACGGUUUACGGCCAUUGGGAGCAUGUUCUGUUCUGGUGCUAUUAAUGUUCACAAACAUAUCAAUGUAAUGGUUCUGUUUUGGUGCUGCACUAAUAUUCGCAAAACACGUCAACUCAGGUGUGUGGUUGUCUCUGGUCCCUGAUUUAGUUUAAAGCAGCACUUGUAGAAAGCCAUCCCAUGCCUAUUUGUCCUGGAGGUCCCUGUGGCCAGAAUAUGUUCAGCUCUCAGCAACAAUCACAUUUACCCCAAGCUGCUGUUUCAGACUAAACCAACCAAGCACAACCACAGCAUACUGUUUCACUGUGUACAGUUUCAGCUGUCCAUUCUCACGUCUCACUUCUUACUUCCCCCUCUAUAAACGUGCCCACCGAUGUAGUUUUCUCCAUCAUUCUUGGCAUUUCAGACCCUCUCAUCCCGUGCUUUCCUGCACCUGCCUCACCUUAUCAAAUCCAACUUAUAACUAAUAAAAAUACCUUUAUUUUUUUUAAAUGGUGCAAGAUAAAUAACAUUACAAGUCUGAAACGUUCCUGCCUCCGACCCUCUCUCCCCAUUGACAAUAGUUUUUAUAAUGACAUUUUUCUACAAUACAAGGUUUAUUAGGAAUGCAACUGUUGCGUUAGAGUAGUACCACCUUGUACAUCUAUCACCUCUCACCACAAUGUUCAAAUAGCGACCACACAAAGUUGCUGGCAAAUUUCCAGAGUCCGGUAAACUACUUCAGUAGUAAAUAAGAACCAAAGUAACAUUGAAAAUUAGGCUGCUGUUAGUGACAUGCCAGUCAGGUUCACAUAAAGCUGCGUAUGUUUUUUGCUGGGAUCGUUUUUUUUAAUGUUGGAAAGAUUUUAAUUAAAAACAAAGUUAUUUUGAAUGUUACUUAAAUACAUUUUUGACUAUACAAUAAUUUUCAAUGUAAGUGCAUAGUUUAGAAAUGCAGGUUUUCUUGGGGGAAUACUAUAGUACAGCAAGAUAAUAAAAUUUGCACAAACAUGAAA